Messenger RNA from Spinacia oleracea (spinach), 2376 nucleotides. Its product is annotated as galactan beta-1,4-galactosyltransferase GALS1. Gene Ontology annotation, molecular function: glycosyltransferase activity. NCBI's taxonomy places the organism in Eukaryota, Viridiplantae, Streptophyta, Magnoliopsida, Caryophyllales, Amaranthaceae. The record is from RefSeq and is a predicted model, not a curated record. Gene Ontology annotation, cellular component: cytoplasm. The coding region runs from base 290 to 1912 and encodes 540 amino acids. The transcript has 2 exons.
GCUACCACACCCCUCCUCCAUUUUUGUAAUACCAGAAUAGCAUUUUUUCUGGGUUGUAAAAUUCUCUCUCCUCAUAAAAAACGAGUUUUCGAAAUGAUUAAAUUGCCAGCAAAUCACAUGGCCGUCUUCCUUUGAACCUUUGUCUGUCGGUUGCACCUCCGCUUGCCAGCUCACCACCUUCUUCUCUUUCCACCUCCUCACUCCACUUCCACCUUAAAUCCCCCCAUUCUCCCUCCUCCUCAGUCCUCACUUCACCACCCUAAAAAUUCAAGAAAAACACCCAAUUUCAAUGAAGAAACAAGGGUCUUUUACCGGCGGAGUCACCGGCAAACCCGUCGGAAAACUACUUUUAUGCUUUGAGACGAAACCUGUUCUUGCCACCCUUUUAACUCUCACUCUCGUUUUACUUGUUUGGAAUCUUCAGCCUUACUAUGACCACCUUCUUUCUCUCUCCUCUUAUUCUUGUCACUGUUCUAACCCCCCUCUUUCCACCGCAAAAACAACCACAACUAACCACCUUCUUAACACCACCGCCACCGGGAAAACCACCGCGUUACUUUCUCUCUCCGCCACCACCACCGAAAAACCAAAAACAACAACCACUAACGACCUUCUCAACACCACCACCGCAACCACGGCGAAAACCACCGCGUUACUUUCUCUCUCCGCCGUUAACGAACCCCGGAAGCUGCCACCGCGAGACCCGAACAAGAGGGAGUUCAAACCGUAUGGCAACGCCGCCGCACUUUUUGUUCAAAUGGGAGCUUACAGAGGAGGACCGGCGACAUUCUCCGUCGUCGGAUUAGCCUCGAAGCCUAUCCACGUGUACGGUCAGCCGUGGUACAAGUGUGAGUGGGUCCCAAACAACGCAACCCAACCACCAACCCGAGCAAAAGCCUUUAAAAUCCUCCCUGACUGGGGGUACGGCAGAGUGUACACCGUCGUCGUCGUAAACUGCACAUUUCCGACGAACCCAAACGCCGAUAACUCCGGCGGAAAGCUUAACCUCUACGCUUACUACUCCCCUUCCCCUAGAUUCUUCGAGAAGUUCACCGUUCUCGAAGAAUCAAUCGGAACGUAUAACAAUGCAUUAUACACCUCCGCCCCGGCGCUGGACUACCUCUACUGCGGCUCCUCCCUCUACGGCAACAUCAGCGCGGCGAGGAUCCGCGAGUGGGUGGCGUACCACGCUUGGCUGUUCGGCGAGAAGUCGCAUUUCGUGUUCCAUGACGCCGGUGGGGUUACCGACGACGUUAGGAAGGUUCUAGAACCGUGGGUGAAGAAGGGGAGAGUGACAAUUCAGGAUAUUAGGGAGCAAGAGAAUUUUGAUGGGUAUUAUUAUAAUCAGUUUUUGGUGGUGAAUGAUUGCUUGCAUAGGUAUAGAUUUUCGGCGAAAUGGACGUUUUAUUUUGAUGUGGAUGAGUAUAUGUAUGUGCCACAAGGGAGCUCGCUUAAGAGUGUUAUGAAGGAGUUUGAUGGUUUUACUCAGAUUACUAUUGAGCAGAAUCCUAUGUCCAGUGCUCUUUGCUUCAAGAAUGAUUCCUCCCAAGAUUAUUCCAGGGAAUGGGGGUUUGAGAAGUUGCUGUUCAGAGACUGGAGGACCAAAAUCAGGCGAGACAGAAAAUACGCGAUCCAAGCAAGAAAUGUGUUAGCCACCGGCGUUCACAUGUCAGAGAACAUAGUUGGGAAGUCACUCCACCACACCGAGACUAAAAUCCGGUACUACCAUUACCAUAACUCGAUCCAAGUCGUAGGUGAGCCAUGCCGUGUAUUCCUCCCAACUUCGGCCAAGAAAAAGAUACAAAUCCAUGAAAGGUUGCCUUAUGUUUAUGAUGAAAACAUGAAGAAACUUGCUGAUACUAUAAAACGGUUUGAACAUGAAACCCUUGGUUCUUCCCAGCUCCCUCUAUGACACACCCUGUCCCACAAUAACCGUUUGUGGCUAGGAUGGUUCGGACCACAUGAUCAAAUGGUUCGGACCCAUGGUUAUCGUGAUGAUAUGUGGCUAGGAUAGUAAGGACUUACAUGAUUGAAUGGUUCGGACCCAUGGUUAUCGUGAUGAAUGGUGAGUAAACGAUUUGGGUUUGGUACAGACGAUGAGUGUAACGGACGAUAUAUAUGGAAUCACAUGAUAGUGUAGGAUGGAUGGUGUGGUGUAAAAGGGGGUCCAUUUUUAGGCUUUGAUAAUUGGUAUGAUUAGGCUACUUAAUGUAAAGAUAAAUUUACUUUUUCUCUAUAUCAUUUGUUCAUUCUUAUAUGUCCCUAAUCUAGGGUUAAUGUUUUUUUUUACUGUUGUAUUUCAUAUAGGCAAAAGAAGGAUAAAUUUUGUAAAGAAAGUUUUUAGGAGGAUAUUAUUUAUUGGUGCCAUUUAUGCUA